Molecule: messenger RNA, 2022 nt
Organism: Prorocentrum cordatum
Lineage: Eukaryota; Dinophyceae; Prorocentrales; Prorocentraceae
Source: the annotation of a GenBank genome assembly
AUGCCCAGAUCGCCCCGAACGGCCGCGGGCGACCCAAGUGACGGCCCGAAAGCCAGACGACGAGGAUCAUGGCGGGACGCAUCAUCCCCCAAUCGCCCUUUCACCGCCGAUGAUGGCCCGAUGGCCCUCCCCGCCCCGGAACGCUCGGAUUCGCUAUCGGGGGCCUAUCGCCGAUCUAUCUGUGAUGCAUCUACAUCGCCUAUUUCAGGUCGAUGUUCCCCACUGAUCGUCGCCCUUCAGAGGUACGCAGGCGCCGAGGUCGUGUGUGAGCCCGCGGCAGUCGCGCUGGCUGGCGCCGGUGCGCACGUCUGGAGCAUUGCGGCUGACCCAACGCGGGCCGCCGGCCUGGCAGAACCGCUGGUGCAGCGGUGGUCCCCCACGAGUCCGCGCCAUGGACUGGGCGGCGGGGCGCAGGGCGCUGGCAGCACAGGCGCCAGCGUGUCCUCCGACGGCGACCGCCUGCAGGACGGCCUGGACCGGGCCUGGUCCCGCGGCCUCCAGCGGGGGAGGCGCGAGACCCGCGCUGGGCGGCCGCGCGGCGGCGCCGGCCCCGCGGGAAGCUUCGCGGGCGGCGCUGGCCCCGCCAGCAGCAGUGCUGGCGCGGGACCCGCGGGCGGCUUCGGCGAGGCGAAGAUGCUGGCGCCGCAGCAGGCACCGCUUCCAUCGCCGGUCCUGCCGGAGCCGGUUGUUGCAGGCGGCGAUGGCGGCGCAGAACGGUUCCCGCUCAAGGCCCUGGAGUUGCAUGCGGCGGACGUGGUGCCGGCCCCGGGUGGCCUCGAUGGCCGUGGCGCGGCCGCAGGCGGCGACCCAGCGGCUUUGCAAGCCGAGGUGAACUUCUUGCGCGGACACCUGGCGAGUGCGAUGCAAGAGCUUCAGGAGCUGCGCGCGCGGAGCAACGACCUGAGGCUGUCCGUCGAGCAGUUGCAGUUGGCGCUGUCGGCGAAGGAGGAGUUGCUCGUCAGGCUCCAGCGCCUGGACGAGGAGGCGAAGGCCGCCGCGCGGCGGCUGCAGGAGCGGAUCCGGGAGAAGGACAAGCAGCUCGAGGAGCAGUCCGCGAUGGCUCAGGAGCUGGCCGCCGUGGCCGCCGAGCUGCAGGAGAACUGCGUGGCCCAGGUGAGGCAGUACCAGGACUUCGUGGAGAAGGUGCGGCUGUGGCAGGGCGAGGCCGCCGAGCGCGAGCGCGAGGCUUGCAAGCUGGCGCUGGCGCAGCGCAGCUUCUCGAAGCAGGUGCGCAGCCGGCUGCUGGCGGCGCAGGACUUCUGCACUGGCAGCCAGCAGAUGUGGGCCGAGGAGGCGCAGCGCCAGGAGGACAACAUCCGCGAGCUGAGCCUCCGGCACAGGAGCGCCACCAACGAGGUGCGCAUGUACCAGGAGCAGGAAGACAGGCGAGAGCUGGACGCCAGGAACCGAGCGCUGACCAAGGAGAAGCGGCACAAGUCGAUCCACUAUGCCAACAUUGCCCUGCAGAUGGUGAAGGCCGUGGAAGGGGUCUACGUCGACAAGGUGAGCAGCGCUGGUCAGAGGAACAGGCGUUUGCUCCGCCUGUCGGACACUGGCGCUGAGUUGCAGUGGGCGAAGGCUCCAUUCAAGCAGUUCAACAAGGGGUGUGACCUUCAGCAGGUGCUCAACAUCUGCUACGGUCACGCAGCACGUGCUUGGGCCCUAUAUCCUGACACUGUUCGCCCUGAGCAUUGCUUCACCUUGAACACACCGACCAGGUCUUUUGAUUUCAUCUGCGAGAACGACCGCGAUGUUGAGGUGUUGAUGGUUGCGAUAUCUCGUGCGUGCACAAGAUCGCAGGGCUGGCCGCUAAGCGGUGCCAUUCCCUCAUUGCGGAGAUUCAGGAGCGCACGAGGUUGGUGCAAGGUGCAGAAGAAGUGCCGCGCCUCCGGCCUCACCCUCCACGCGCACCUGCUGGCCGCGGCCACGGCCGCGGGCGCCUCGGCGGGCCGCGGCGCGGGUCGCCCCCCAGGAACCCACGCUGCUGCACGUCUGCGACGACAGGGAGCCUUCUGCAACUGA